Messenger RNA from Austrofundulus limnaeus, 4819 nucleotides. RefSeq names its product cold shock domain containing E1, RNA-binding (gene csde1). The transcript has 21 exons. Lineage: Eukaryota; Metazoa; Chordata; Actinopteri; Cyprinodontiformes; Rivulidae. Gene Ontology annotation, molecular function: nucleic acid binding. Bases 798 to 3374 code for a protein of 858 amino acids. The record is from RefSeq and is a predicted model, not a curated record.
ACGCUUCUCUUUAUCAAGUAUCGCGGGAGCCGUCUCCCAAAUCACUACGUAAUGUGCCGUGCUGCUUCUAGCGGCGCUGGUGACAGUGCUAAAAGCUGUUGGGUAUGAAGUGAAGCCGAACUGAAUUUUUGUACCAUCYGCAACUGCUUCAAGUUCAGAUCACAACAAAGGAACUGAAGACAAACCUCCCCACAAAAUUUGCAACUCCGAAGACAAGCGGGAGGUGGAAAAAGGAUCACUUCGAGGAUUUAAAAAAAAAUCACGUGGAACCAAAUCCUGAAACGACCAAAGAACAACGCACAUCUGCCCAACUGAAACAAGAGAGAAGAGAAGCAAUCCCACGCCCCAAGCUUACUCUGAGAAGAAAACUGAUCUGAAACCAGAAGUUUGUGCCUACUCAACAGCUUUGACAAAGCACACGUCCCAACGCUGCUCCUAGCCCUCCUCAUCCUUACUACGCUGCCGACUCACCACCAGGGUGUAGAGUGGGCUGCUAUCUGCUAGAUCCCUUCCGUUGUUACCCCCAUCUUCCCCCCUACUUCUCCUCCUCCCCUCUGUUUUCUUUGUAAUUUUUCUAAGCGGUGUUAUCGCACCUGCAAUUGCCUUCUUGUGUGCUAGAUUUCUCCCAAUUUCCUUUUUUUUUCUACUUUAUGCAACCAUCUAGAACUUGUGCAGGAAACGUGUUAGUGUGUGUGUGUGUUUAAACUUUGUGUACGUGUGUGUGAGAAGAGGUCUGCAAAGUCAUCAAGAUCCAGAGAUUUAAAAGAUAAAGUUGACCAGUUAAGCCUGUCCCAGCCAUGUCAAAAAUGGAAAGGGGCUCGUCUGAACCCCCAGUUGAUCGCAGCACUGGCUCAGCCCCAAAUACCUCUACCGGCCCCGUUCCCAUACCCCGUUCCUCCUCUGUCUCUUGCCACCCUCAUCCAGGAAGUAAAAAAUACAAGCGGAGCCCAUUGUAUCAGAGAUCAAUGAGUUUCGACCCAGGCAUGCUCCAUAACAAUGGCCACACCGCAUUUGCAAACGGCUCGGGGCCCGGCAUUAGAGAGACUGGGGUGGUGGAGAAGCUUUUGGCUUCAUACGGGUUCAUCCAGUGCUCCGAACGUCAGGCUCGUCUCUUCUUCCAUUGCUCCCAGUACAACGGAAACCUUCAAGAACUUAAAAUCGGAGAUGAUGUAGAGUUUGAGGUAUCCUCUGACAGGCGCACUGGCAAGCCCAUAGCAGUGAAGCUGCUUAAGAUAAAGCCAGAAGUGCUGCCAGAGGAGCGCAUCUCGGGCCAGGUCGUUUCAUCAAUCCCAAUGCAUCUAGAUGGGAAGUCCGCUCCGGGUCAGGUGCCCACUGGCAGUGUUUGUUAUGAAAGAAAUGGGGAAGUGUUUUAUCUCACAUACACUCCUGAUGACGUGGAGGGUAGUGSUCAUCUGGAGACGGGUGACAAAGUCAGCUUUUACAUGGACACCAACAAGCAUACCGGUGCGGUGAGCGCCCGCAACAUUCAGCUGGUGAAGAAGAAGCAGGCGAGGUGCCAGGGUGUGGUGUGUGCUACGAAGGAAGCCUUUGGUUUUAUUGAGAGGGCAGACGUGGUGAAGGAGAUCUUUUUUCACUACAGCGAGUUCAAGGGUGAUCUGGAGGCUCUUCAGGCUGGAGACGAUGUUGAGUUCACCAUCAAAGACAGAAAUGGCAAGGAAGUGGCUACCGAUGUGAGGCUGCUCCCCCAGGGAACGGUCAUCUUUGAGGACAUCAGCAUCGAGCAAUUUGAAGGCACCGUGGUCAACGUUAUUCCCAAAGUUCCCACAAAAAACCAGAACGACCCUCUGCCCGGUCGGAUCAGUGCGAAGAUCGGUUUCACGGAUAAGGAGCUGCCUUUCGGAGAGAAGGACACGAAAUCUAAAGUGACUCUGUUGGAGGGAGACCACAUCCAAUACAACAUCUCCACAGAUCGCAGAGAUAAACUGGAGAGGGCCACCAACAUCGAGAUCCUCCCGGACACUUUCAACUUCACCAAGGAGACCCGUGAAAUGGGCGUGAUUGCGGCUAUACGCGACGGCUUUGGGUUCAUAAAGUGCGUGGACCGGGACGCACGGAUGUUCUUCCACUUCAGCGAGGUCCUGGAGGAGAGUCAGCUUCAUAUCUCAGAUGAAGUGGAGUUCACUGUUGUGCCUGACAUGCUGUCGGCUCAGAGAAACCACGCCGUGCGCAUCAAGAAACUCCCUAAAGGAACCGUGUCCUUCCACACCCAGUCCGAGCAGCGCUUCGUCGGCGUGGUGGAGAAGGAGCUCGUCGGAGCCUCAAACAAGAAUGCGAGUCCGAUGAAGGGCAAGGAGAAGGAAACUGAGGAAGGAGUGCUUGCAUAUGAAGACUGUGGAGAGAAGCUCACUAUACCUUAUCAUGCCAAGGAUCUGGAAGGAGGAUCGUACCCUCAGGUUGGAGACAAGGUGGAGUUCUCAAUUAAUGAAGUGAAGCGAACUGGCCAGCAGAGCGCAGUGGGCAUCAGGAUCCUCAACCGCACCCCAAACUCCAACUCUAAGAGGGUGCACGGGUUUGUCGCUGCCCUCAAAGACAACUUUGGCUUCAUCGAAACGGCAAAUCAUGACCAAGAAGUCUUCUUUCAUUACAGUGAAAUGUGUGGAGACGUGGAUAACUUGGACCUGGGYGACACGGUGGAGUACACUCUUUCUAAAGGAAAAGGAAACAAAGUCAGUGCAGAAAAGGUUACCAAGAUGGCSGCGGAUAYGAGAGUGAACGGUGCUGGUGAGGAUGUUGGUACAACAGUGAUGGCAGGGAAAGUCAUUCGUCCCAUACGCAGCGUGGACCCCUCACAGACAGAAUACCAAGGGCUUAUUGAAGUCAUCGAGGAAGGUGGAGCAAAAGGGCCCACUUAUCCCUUUGGAAUCAUGGGGAUGACCAACAAGGCAGAUUGUCUUCAGAAAGGAGAGCAUGUAAAGUUCCAGGUUUGCACCGUCACCCAAACUGCUCAGAAGAUGGCCUGCAACGUCAUCCCUCAGCGCAGAGCCCCGGUGGAGUGCGUUAAAGAUCAGUUUGGUUUCAUUACAUACGAAGUGGGUGAGAGCAAAAAGCUGUUCUUCCACGUAAAAGAAGUGCAGGAUGGCAUAGAGCUCCAGACGGGAGACGAAGUGGAGUUCUCCGUCGUCUUUAAUCAACGCACGGGAAAAUGUAGUGCUUGUAACGUGCGCAGAGUCAGCGAGGGUCCUAAACCAGUGGCAACACCGCGUCCUGACCGCCUGGUGAACCGACUGAAGAGCAUCACUCUGGACGACUCCAGUGCUCCUCGCCUGGUCAUCGUCAGACAGCCCCGUGGUCCCGACAACUCAAAGGGCUUCAGUGUGGAACGCAAGACCCGUCAGCCAGGUGUUAUCGACUGAGCAAUACAGAACCUGCCCCGCUAGACGCCAUCGAUAAGGGAACUCCGAUCUGAAACACGCUUGUGAAUCAACUCAUAUACAAAACAUACGUACGCAUGCAAGUAAUUGGCAUGUGUAAUUUCUGCUCAUUGUUAUCAGUAAGGGAACUACUUCUUUUUUUUUUUUCCUUCUUUUUUAUUAUUUUGUAUUCCACAGUUCCCUGCCUUCCAUGUAUGUUCUUGAUGGUUUCAUUCUGCAGUAAACAUGGGAGUGUGAGUGCGUGACGUGUCCUAGAAGUGAUUAGUGUGUAUCGGAGGUGUUUAUUUUCUAAGGAGCCCCUCUACGUCUGCUUGGCUGUUCGCGUCCCGAUCCGCUUCGUCUGGAAUUCUGCACCUGUAAACUGUUCGUUUAGCGUGAGUAAAUGAGCGUUGAUUGCUGGCAUGUCUUUUUUUUUUUUCUCUCGUUUCUCCUGAUGCCCCCAGCGUCAUCAUUUUGUUAUCAAAGUUUCCUCUGCUGUAUGCUUUUCCUCCAAAACGCGUAAAGCGACGUUCCCUCCAUAAGGAGGAUCGUCAUAUUUCUCACAUGUGCGAGCUUUUUGGGGAAUUAUUUUCUCUGCUCGGUUUUUUGAGCAGUUUUAAAAACGCUUUACUGAAACGCUGAUGAGAAAGCAUGGCGUGCGUGAGACGUUUGUGGACGUAGUUUUCUCUGACAGGAUUUACCUUUACCAGUAUAGAGCCUUGAGGUACCUUUUUGGUAUUCACAUGCUCCACCCUUUUUUUUUUUUUUUCACCCCCAGGUGCAGAAUUCCUUGUGGCAUCUUAUCUCUGAAAAAUUGUUUUUCUUUUGCGUUUAUUUUUUUCCUUGCACACACGUUUGCUUUUUUUUUCUAUGAAAACUUGAUCUGCUAAUAUUAAAUAAGUAAGAAUAAGGUGCCUAAAAAAACUACAAACAAAAUUAAAUAAAAGCAAAAAAAAAAGAAAAAAAUAAACAAAAAAAUGAUAUAUACUGUUUUCAGCCAACCAUAAAAUUAUUGAAAACAAUCUUAGGGUGGCUUUUUGUUUUUUUUUCCCUCCUUGUAGAAAUAAUACAGAUAUGCAUCUCGAACCUGUGGGUUGAACUAUACUAUAUGUAAUGUUUGCUCUUUUUUUAAUUUUAAUUUUUUCUUUCUGGGUGGAACAUCAUACUUCAUGUAAUAAAAUAAAUAAAAGAAAAUAAGGAAAAGGACGAAAACUUUCUGAGACUUUUAGUUUAUAAAUCAGCGUUGUGAAUCAGGAUGUCAGUCUUUUUUUUUUCUUCCCCUCUGGAGAUGAGAUGGGCGAGCUGUCGUGCCUCAGAAACUAAGUUACAGUAACUACCGUAAUUUCUUUGAUCAAACGAGCUUCAGUUGAACCGCGUACGGAGGUUCUCAUGUACUUUUGUUAAUGGUCUUGAAUGAAACAAUUGAAUUAAAGUUUUAUGAAAAUCAA